Molecule: messenger RNA, 1293 nt
Organism: Lactuca sativa (garden lettuce)
Lineage: Eukaryota; Viridiplantae; Streptophyta; Magnoliopsida; Asterales; Asteraceae
Source: RefSeq, a predicted model, not a curated record
GUCGGUUGUUCUUUACCAUUGACGAUCGUUCUCAUUUGCGAUAUAAUUCAAACUGUGUGUGUGUGUGUUUGGGUGUUGGUGUGUGAGGAGAAAUGGACUCCUCAUCGGCGGUAGAGGAGGCGACUUUUCAAGAGAAGCCAAAAAAUUCUGUUGAUAAAACAUCGGUGAAGCGGUGGCUGACCGGAGCGGAGAAAGACGAAGGCGAAGAGGAGUGCGACACGGAAGCCUGGGAGACGCUGAGUAAGAGUUUUAAGGAAGCGCAAUCGGUGUUAGAUCAGAACCGAUUGUUGAUUCAACAGGUGAACGAGAAUCAUCAGUCGAAGAUUCCUGAUAAUUUGGUAAAAAAUGUCGCGUUGAUUCAGGAAAUUAAUGGUAAUAUCUCAAAGGUAAGCUCUGUUUAUUCGAAUCUAUCUGUCAAUUUCGCAAGCUUUGUUCAUCAGCGGCGCGUCAAGAACAAAAACGAUAAGCUGGAUCGCUCAGAUUCGUGACUUGCGUUUUGCCUAAAAAUCGUAUUUCGUCGCUUAGUUUCAGUAAUUCUCGAUCAUCUUUUAAUAAAAUACUUUUACGCCAUCUGUGUUUACAGAAUUUGCUAGUAUAUUUUACAAAUUUGGAGUCAGUUUGAGAGUCUAUUUCGAUUGCUUUCAUAACGUUCGUGCAUGGGGUGUCUUUUGGAUGACGUUUGUGGUUUUGUUGUGAUUGAUCGUAUUUUGAAAUGAAGAUUUGAGUGCAUAACUAGUCAUACCUUCAUCUUUGAUGAUUAAGGUAGAGUGAUUGCUGCAGAUUGCUAAUCUUAUGAGGUAUUUAUGUUUUGUCUUCGUUGAUUUGCCCUAAUUGUGUUGGAGUUCUUGUUCAGUGAAUAAAUACAUACUUGUUUUGUGAGAGUGUUUUCCAUAUUGAGAAAAUUUCCUCUGAUGUUUCAUAAAAUUUAACAUAAUCUUGGAGUUUAUGAACUAAUGGUGUGGCUGUAAUUGAUCUUGGUUUCCAUAAGUAGGUAUUCUAUUGCUUUUAUGUGUUAAUUCUUGUCUGAAAGACUGACUGAUUUGACACACUGUGCUCCAAACUUCUUUCUGUCAUUAAGGAGGUUGCAGGGGACCUGGAUUAUGAUGGGGAUUUUGGAACACAUUGAUGUCAUGGAUCUGAAUCUGAUGGUAAGAUUGGUUGAUUCUAGGGUUCCAUGUAAUCUGUGAAUGUUUUGAUGUUGGGAUUUUUGUGUAUAAUGUAUGAACUGCAUAUAAGAUUCAGAAUUUGUGAUGACAAUUUAUUUGCAUCAUCAAUCGAAAGAAUUUGUGUUUA